Molecule: messenger RNA, 558 nt
Organism: Verticillium alfalfae VaMs.102
Lineage: Eukaryota; Fungi; Ascomycota; Sordariomycetes; Glomerellales; Plectosphaerellaceae
Exons: 3
Coding region: 1-558 (185 amino acids)
Source: RefSeq, a predicted model, not a curated record
AUGCUCUCCUCCGCCAUUUUCAAGUUCAUUGCCGUCAGCCUGGCUACCCAAGUCACUGCUUUUCCUGUCAAUAUCAAGGUUGAAGAGCGGGCUCAAAGUGUCAUCAUUGGCUACAGAACAGUCAGCGCGGAACAAGGUGCCAGGUACAACAAAGCUGGUACGCUCACCAACGACGGCAACCGUAUUGGGACUCAAAUUGGUGCUGGUGUUUACACCACGCCCGUUGCGGGCGGCUGGCCAGAUUCUGCAGCCCUCGACAAAGUCAACAAGGCUAGAAUCCCCCAAAGCCAUGCUAGCAAGAAACUUUGGUUCGCCGGCGACAAAGCCAUCGACGCCUACAUCAAGGCUGUCAUCCCAAAGGGCGACCCGAAAAAGACAAUUCGUAUCUCCACUAUUGAUGGGACUGCCGGCGAGCAACAGAUGGUUGUUCCUCCUGGUCUGCUCAAUUCUAACAAAGGCGGCCUUGGAAUUACAGCUUCAUGCAAGAAAACUCUGGCUGAGCUUCCGAGCACUGUCGUUAACUUCAGUACUUGGAGUAAAGUGUUUAGGUCUGCUUAA